AUGGUUACAAAUUUGAUGCUCCGGGUAACUUUAAAUAUAUUACGAGAGUAUGAGAUCGCCGGUAUAGAGAUAGAACUAGAACUAGAGCCAGCACCAGAGCCAUUUUUACGGAUUACGGGUCCAAGAAUCUUGGACAUCAAAUCCAAACAGCACUUCCUCGAUGAACCAUUCAUGUUCAAAGAAUAUGACGCUGAUGCUUUAAUUCUGACUAAUAACUCACUCACGAUCAAGACAUGA
Botrytis fragariae is the source of this 237-nucleotide messenger RNA. RefSeq lists its product as uncharacterized. NCBI's taxonomy places the organism in Eukaryota, Fungi, Ascomycota, Leotiomycetes, Helotiales, Sclerotiniaceae. The transcript has 2 exons. The record is from RefSeq and is a predicted model, not a curated record. The coding region runs from base 1 to 237 and encodes 78 amino acids.